Molecule: messenger RNA, 909 nt
Organism: Drepanopeziza brunnea f. sp. 'multigermtubi' MB_m1
Lineage: Eukaryota; Fungi; Ascomycota; Leotiomycetes; Helotiales; Drepanopezizaceae
Cellular component (GO): cytoplasm; nucleus
Molecular function (GO): RNA binding; RNA endonuclease activity; sequence-specific DNA binding
Source: RefSeq, a predicted model, not a curated record
AUGUCAGCACCCCUGCAGAUCAUCAACUCCACAACUCCGAAAUCGAAUCUCUCACGAGAGACUCAUCACUCAAUGCCCAUGUCCGAUCCAGCGAGCGACAUGCCCGGCAUCAAGAGACACCAUGACGGCGCCGUGAAGAAAGAGGACGGCGAUGGCGCCCAAUCGCCUUUUAUGGCCAUGUUUGAGGUGUUUCGCGACGAGUUAGAUGAGCACCAUGAUCGCAGGGAGAGGAUCAUCAAGGCCGGGAGGGAUAUCACUGCUGCCAGCAAGAAGAUAAUCUUCGCGCUUCAGAGAGUCCGGUCGUUGAAGAGCCCAGUACCUGCUAAGAUUGCAUCGGAGGUUCAAGAGAAGAUGUUGGCAAUGCAGAAGCAGUUCGAAUCAAUCGCGCCGGACCUCACUGGCAUCAACGCUUGGCGAUACCAGCGACAGAUCUCAGGCGGCAUUCAAGAGUACAUGGAGGCUGUCUCUUUUCAGCACUACCUCAUCAACCAAACCCUCAUUACGCUCGAGGAAGCCUCCCGGCAGCUGCCGGAUGCCGUCACGCUUACAGGAGAUGACUACGUGCUCGGCAUCUUCGAUUUGGUGGGCGAGCUGAUGCGGUUUGCGAUCACCACAAUUGCUACCACGGGUGCGCUUCCUGGAAGUAAAGAUGAAGACGCGGAGCAGGGUGAGAGGGAUAUCCUGAUCGAUUUGAGGGAACUGAGGACCAGCUUUCAGGCGCUCGAUACGACGAGUUGUUGGGGGACUGGGCUGGGGAAGGAUGUCCAGAAGAAGAUGGAGGUUAUGAAGACGUGUGUGGAGAAGGUUGAGACGGCGGUCUAUGGCAUGAUUAUUCGGGGAAGAGAGAGGCCGAAAGGAUGGAUUCCUGAUUUGAUGGAGGAUCGGGGAGGUGUUGUCGAGAGCUACUGA